Messenger RNA from Zeugodacus cucurbitae (melon fly), 379 nucleotides. Its product is annotated as COP9 signalosome complex subunit 9 homolog. Gene Ontology annotation, biological process: negative regulation of protein neddylation. The transcript has 2 exons. Lineage: Eukaryota; Metazoa; Arthropoda; Insecta; Diptera; Tephritidae. Bases 126 to 305 code for a protein of 59 amino acids. The record is from RefSeq and is a predicted model, not a curated record.
CAAUAAAUUCAUUGUUUGAUAUUUGUGCGGAAAUCGUUUUAUUUGCAAAAAGUUAAGUUUACAAAAACAUUUUGUAAGGCACAAGUUAAAUAUUUACCAGUAAAACGGAUCCUGUAUUGCGCGAGAUGAAGCCAACACCGGCUGCCGAUGAAAUGUUCAGCACAGAUAUGGAAGAGUCGGGUAGCUCAUCCGGUCUACUCAUCGAUUUGCCAACUAAUGAGAAGCAGGUGCAUGCCGACUUCUACAACGAUUUCGAUGAUUUAUUUGAUGAUGAUGAUGAUAUGCCAGCAAACACUAGUGGAUAAAUGUGCAUUUUCGCAAACAUGUUAAAUAUAAGUAAUAUUUUAAUUAAUAAAACCACGUUCAUUUGAAUUUUUAA